AUGGUUCCCCCACCGGACGAACAAAUGACUGAAGGUGAACAGCAACAGCGCACAGCAAAAAAGUUCAAGGCGACCAAACGGUCAUUCGCAGACACUUUUGGUGCUCAAGCCUCAUUCAACAGUGAUGAACAGACUCCUUCGGACGAACAUGACUGGGCAUUCGAAGACCCCGAAAUCGAAUCAGACAACGAGAUGGAAGAUAAUGACAAGGUGGACGGUCGGCCCAGGGUAACCUUCUCAAAGGAACUCCGAAAGGAUUUGUGUCGCGAGUGGAAACUUGCGUUGAUUAUCAAGUACCUCGGUAAGAAUGUUAAUUUUAAUGUUCUGAACCAAAGGAUCCCUACUAUGUGGCGUUUGCAGGGGAGAUAUAGCCUGAUUGAUAUUGGCUAUGGGUGUUUUAUAAUCAAGUUGGAAAACAGAAAAGAUUAUCUCCAUGUCCUCCUGGAUGGACAUUGGAAGAUUUUCGAUAAUUACCUUGUUAUUCAAAGAUGGGUGCCGGACUUCAAGCCCAGAACGACAAAGGUUUCUAAAAUGCCUGUUUGGGUGAGACUCCCGGACUUGUCAGUUGAAUAUUUCAGGGACGACGUGGUCAAGCGGAUCCUUGAGAAUGUGGGUAAACCAUUAAAGCUGGAUCGCACUACGGUUGCUAGGGAAAAAGGUCGCUUCGCAAGAGCGGCGGCGGAGGUAGAUCUCGACAAGCCCCUCGUGUCGGAGAUCUGGGUUAGGAACGAGGUUCAAAUUGUCGAGUAUGAGGCCUUACACAUUGUUUGCUUUGGGUGCGGCAUAGUGGGGCAUCGGGAACAAAACUGUCCGUUGAACGCUACAAAACCGACAGAGACGACAACCACAGAUAAGAACACAGAUCCCGUGGUGGAAAAGGAGGGUCCGCAACAAGAGUCGGUGACUCCGACUAAUGUCAACGCCGGCGGUACCACCUGGCGAUAUGGGUCAUGGAUGCUAGUGACCAAGAAAAACAAAGCUGGAGGACAGAGGAUCCCGUAUCAACAGUCGAACAAUGCUCCACGUCCUGUGCGCAACUCAAGGAAUCAAUUCGAAGCCUUGGCCGUGGAAAAGGACGCGGGCAAUCCUCCGGCGAGUCACGCAAAAAGCAAAGGGGAAACGAGCGCCGGAGCAACAGUCCAAGGUGGUGAACAACUUAGCCAGUACAUCCAAAAAUACUGCGGGACAAGGUUCAUCAACCCAAAGGAAUAA
Molecule: messenger RNA, 1212 nt
Organism: Ipomoea triloba (trilobed morning glory)
Lineage: Eukaryota; Viridiplantae; Streptophyta; Magnoliopsida; Solanales; Convolvulaceae
Exons: 2
Coding region: 1-1212 (403 amino acids)
Molecular function (GO): zinc ion binding; nucleic acid binding
Source: RefSeq, a predicted model, not a curated record